Molecule: messenger RNA, 8135 nt
Organism: Hemicordylus capensis (graceful crag lizard)
Lineage: Eukaryota; Metazoa; Chordata; Lepidosauria; Squamata; Cordylidae
Gene: ISM2
Product: isthmin 2
Exons: 6
Coding region: 3-1481 (492 amino acids)
Source: RefSeq, a predicted model, not a curated record
AGAUGUCUAGGCUUAGAGGGAAAGUUGUGCUGAUUCUGAGCGUUGUGGUUCUGGCAACUUUUCUGGCUGCGGUGAGAGGGCUGCCCUUGAGGAAACAACGCAACCACAGUCCGAAGGGAAGGAGCUAUAAACUGGUGGAGAUUUCCACUUCAUCUGACGCUGCUUCCCUCAAAGAAGAAGAAAUGCCACCAUCUAAUAAGGUCCGAAACCUGAGGCGAAAUGGACGGGCUAUGCCACGUCGGCAGAAACGCCGUUGGCCAUCACAACAUGCUGCAAAGAACCAGUUGGCAUCGCUCCAGCCAAGUGGCUCAGUCCAGGAGGAGAGCACACCCUUUGUGCUGGACUUGCAGAACCUGCCAGGUUUAGCCGAUGUGGACCUGAGUGCUCAGAACCCAAACAUACAGGUGACCAUUGAGGUGGUGGAUGACCCUCAGGCUGAGAUGGAGAUGGACCUCCUGAAGGAGACCAGCAAUGACUGGUCUCUGACCUCCUCUGAGUGGCUGUCCCAUAAAGACCUCUUCUGGCCACUUUUCUGGGAGUACACAGACCCUGUGGAAGAGGAGAGUGAAGAUGACAACUUAGACAUCAGGAGCAAAGGAGAAGAGGAGGAUGAAGAGGAAGAAGAGGAAGAUUAUGCUUCAGAGUAUGAGGAGGAGGAGACAGUGCUGAGUGGAGUGGGGGGUGACUGGGACCAGAGGUGGCCCAAUCAAAAGAACUGGAUCUUUAAAGAGAAGUAUAAUUAUGACUAUGAAGACGAAGAGGAGUGGAGUCCCUGGUCUCCCUGCAGUGUAACUUGUGGCAGUGGCAACCAGAAGAGAACCCGAUCUUGUGGCUACGCUUGUACUGCCACCGAGUCAAGAACCUGUGACCUGCUCCGCUGUCCUGGAGCAGGUGGGGAUUUAGCUUUUGCCACUGAAGAGACACCUUUUGAAGCUGAGAAUGCCACUGGGAUCUUAAAUUCAGAUGUUGACAGCUGUGAGAAGUGGCUGAACUGCAAGAGCGACUUCCUCAACAAAUACCUGAGCAAAGUGCUGUCGGACCUGCCCAGCUGCCCCUGCUUCUACCCGCUGGAGGCCGUGUACAGUGCUGUCAACCUGCGGGACGAGCGGCAGGGCAAGAGCUUCCGCUGGCGGGAUGCCAGUGGGCCCAAGGAGCGGCUGGACAUCUACAAGCCCACGGCCCGGUUCUGCCUGCGCUCUAUGCUCUCCUUGGACAGCACCACGCUGGCCGCCCAGCACUGCUGCUAUGACGAGAACACCAAGCUGAUCACGCGGGGCAAGGGGGCCGGUGCACCCAACCUCAUCAGCACAGAGUUCUCCCCGGAGCUGCACUACAAGGUGGACAUGCUGCCCUGGAUCCUCUGCAAGGGGGAUUGGAGCCGGUACCAUGCCGUGCGGCCCCCCAAUAACGGGAAACAAUGUGCCGACAACCCCCCAGAGGACGAGUACCUUUCUCAGCUACAGGAGGCUAGAGAGUACUAGCACAACUAGAAAAGGGGCUGUGGAGAUCAGAACAUCCUCAGUCUCCCACACAACAUGCUAAAGAGCAUAAUGGGACCUCUGCUCUCCCCCCCCCCACCUGCUUUUAUGUCAACAAAGGCCUCUGGUCCAGAGGGGCUUCAGAGCUGUCCCUUGCUGUCCAUCCCCUUGGUAACAAGGUAGUCUGUAGGGAACCUCUACACAGAUUUUACUGUGGUUCCGUCUGUGUCUUCUCUUCAGCAGCCUCCAGUUCCUUACCUGUUUUCCUUGUUGCCCCAGUAGUUGCCACUGUCAAGUUGGCUCAAAGAGGCACUUUCCCCAGAGAGCAUCCCAUGGCUAACAAAUGUAUCUUGUGGGAUUCUGGGACACAGGAAGAGAUGGAGUGGAAAGUGAUGGCAGCAGCAGGUGAAUGGAGCAUUCCAAACGAAAAGUCUGGUCUCUCUACAGCUAUACGGCACUCAUGGCUGUCUUGCAAGGCAGUCAGAGAGUCCAUAAGUCAUAAAACUCUUGAGUGCCUAGUGGAUUUGUAUGCUGCCUAAAGAUGGGUGUCUAACUGCACCAGUGCUGGUGUGUGUGUGUAAUAAAAGGGAAACUUGGUUGGAUGCAUUCAGAGAGAAGCCUGGAUGCAAGCUUCUGCAAUCUGGGAUGGUCCCAGGGAAGAGAAAGGGUGGCAUCUUUUCUGUCUGUUACAUUCCACUCAGUUUUGAAAGACUGAGAGGAAUGCAGGUUCUGCAGGUAUGUGAAAAUGUGUCCACUAAAUUGUUGCUGAGGUGGAUGGGAGAAGCUGGAUCUAAUUUCUACCCAGAAAAGAAAAAUGACCAAAUACUUUCUGAAGCCUGGCAGAAAAUCCAGCAGAUGCAUUUUGUGCAUAUUUUUCUGAAGCUUGGCAGAAAAUCCAGCAAUUGCACCAGAAAAGAAAAAUGACCAAAUAUUUUCUGAAGCCUGGCAGAAAAUCCAGCAGUUGCAUUUUGUAAAAUCAGGCAUCUUGGGGGUGGGGGGAAAACCCCAUAGCACUGAGUAACAUCAGUCAAUAGCAGGUGCCCCAGCCAUAUCUAUGCAAGUUCAUAGACCAGGCAAAAGACUUUCCUGGCCCCUAAAGGCAACAGUGAACAACUACGGCAGUGAUUUAAAUACCACUUUUCAACAGAAGGGCUCAAAGCAGUUUACAUAGGGGGGAAAUAAAUAAAUAAGAUGGUUCCCUAUCCCAAAAGGGCUGACAGUCUAAAAGGAAAUAUAAGGUAGGCUCCAGCAACAGCCACUGGAGGGAUGCUGUGCUGAGGUUGAAUAGGGCCACUUGCUUUCCCCGCUGUUAAGUAUAAGAGAGUCGUCAUUUUAAAAGGUGCCUCUUUGCUCAGUUAACAGGGGUAACAAAGCUCUUGGGAAGAUGGGUGGGAAUGGUGUACCCAAGGGACUACAACCUUGCCGUCAGUCCAGCUUUUCUUCCAGAAAGCUAACUGCUUCAAGAAGAUGGAUUUGGGAGGUGGUUUUGACUUGGCAAAGUGUGAAUGGAACUUCACUGGGAUUACCCAAUCUCGGGAGGGGAAGCAACCCACACAUGGAUUUCUUGCAUAGCUGUCCAGUUUCUCACCUACUGGUAGGAAGGUCUGACUUUUGUAGUUUUGUUUGGGCUGCCUAAUUUUGGCUUAGCUUGGGGUUUUCAGGAUUUGGAAACCUUGAGGGAGAUCUUCUGUCAUUGAAGCAGGGUUGGGCUUGGAAUGUUGAGUAAUGGGUUGGGAGCUGUGUUUGGAGAAAAAAGACACCGCGCACUGAGAGGGACGGUGAGUUGUGUUGAGUGGAGGUCAUCCCCAGCGCUCUGGGUGCUCUGAACCUUUAAAAAUUACAGGAAAAGCAAGCCCCAAAUUCUGUGCCAAUGAAUUGUGCAAAUUAAGCAGACUUGCAUAAUUGUCCCCCCAUCACAAUCCACUCUGUGCAAUAUUUGUUACACAGAUUUCUAGGAUACUGCCCAGUCUUGUCCUGUGAUAAUAGCCAAAUUGGGAUAAUAAUCCUAAUCCUUCUGAAGUCAACAGCAAACCACUCUUUGAUUUCAAAUGAAGCAGAGUUGAAGCCUGGGCGUUUGUAUCAAGCCCCUUUUGAAAUGUAGCCAUUGAUUUCAACAAGAGGCUCCCAUCUGCCAGAACAGUCUGCCUUUUAAGAACACGCACACCUAGGAACUGGAGGUCAGAAGUGUUCCCCAUACCCUUGCAGCUUUUUUUAAUGAUUGCAAGCCACUUGCUAAACCUGCCUCAACAUCUGGCUAAGGCCUUCCAUAUAUAACGCAAAGCCUCUAUGACAGGGCUGCACUACUUCAGCCCUCCUGCAGAUGCUGGACUACAGCUCCCAUCAUCCCUGACUAUUGACUACUGUGGCUGGGAAUGAUGGGAGUUGUAGGGCAUCAUUAGCACGAGGGCCAAAGUUGUGCUGCCCUGCACUAUUGAGGGUUCUCUCUCUCUCUCUCUCGUCUCCUCUUUAAGGGUGACUGGCUUUACGGUUGCUCAGGCACAUUUCAACAUGUGUCAAAGUGGCAGCACACUGUGCCCUGCAAGACCCUAUAAAUUCAGAACCGGGAUAUGGUGGGCCAUGAUCUUGACACAUCUGGAAGCACCCACAAGAAGAUGGUUCGUUGUGGGGAGGGAAAUCAAGGUACAGCAUCAGAACCAUGCAGAGCGGCUUUUUGUUUCAUUAUAUGUGAGGGUGGGGGGAAGCAAGCUGAAGAUUUCCCUUUAAAACAAGCAAACAAUCCUCUCCUGGUUUUUUUGCCUUAAAACUCAUGAUUGUGGCCAGCGCUGCUGAUGGAACAGGCCACAGACUGCUAGACUGGGAUGUUUCUGUUAUGACAUCUAGUGGUCACAUAAGAAAUUAGCAGAUGUCUUCCUAUGAGGAAGCCCUCAGUGUAAAAAAUCAUAUCUGGAAUCUUGACAAAUAUACAGGUGAUGGAAAUACCCUUCCUGUUCUCUGUUUAAACAUUCUCUUGCUUCUGCCCCCCAAUGGAAUUUUCAGCCCUUGCUUUUCUGUGCACUCAUUGGCUCAGAGUACAUCAUUCUGUCAAAUCUAGUUUCCAUUGCAUUCUGAAGGGUCCAGGUCUGGGUGCAUUAUUCAGCAUGCUUCUCCAGAUAGAGAGGGUGUGUGUGUGUGUGUGUGUGUGUGUGUGUGUGUGUGUGUGUGUGUGUGUGUGUUGUUUUACUCAUCUUUCCCUAGCACACACAGUGAUAGACAGCAUGGUAGUGUGUGUUACAUGCUGCUGUGCUUUUAAACGUUGCAAUAUAAUAGUGCAAUUUUUCUAGAAUUUGAGAUGCAAGUUGAGAAAUUAAUUAAUUUGACAUGAGAAUAGAAUAUUCUAUAGUAGGGAUAAACACAAAAGUUUGACCAUGUAGUAUCAUAAGAAUAUUGAAAACUGCCUUAUACUGAGUGAGACCAUUAGUUCAUCUAAUUCAGAAUUGUCUAAACAAGAGGUUCCCUGCCUUAGGUCCCAAGGUAAUUAUGGACUAUAACUCUCAUCAUCCACCACAACAUCAGUGUGAAUUAUGGCAGUUGUAGUCCAAAUCUGGUGUACCCAAGGUUGGGAACCUUUGGUCUAUAUUGAAUUGCAGCAGCUCUUCAGCAAUUCAGGUUCAGGGAUCUUUUCCACCCUACCUGGAGAUCACAGUUCCCUCUAAGGCGUGCAUACAUGUGCGUCCUCAUAAGUUUUUGGAUGUCUGCUCAGUUAUUUUUAGAUCCUGCUCAGGUUGAAUCAGGAAGGCCCUAUUCUGAAUGCAAGUGCGCGCACACUGCUUUGAUACUGCCACCUAGAACAAAACUCAUUCUGCACAGAGAUGAAAAAAAUUAGAGGGACCACUGCUGGAAAUGCCAGAGAUUGAAACUGGGGAUUGCUAUAUGAAACGCAUGUGUGCGACCAUCCCCUAAUAAGAAAAUUCCUGGUCUCCAAAUUCACGUACAAAACCCAAAGCAAGAGUUUCGCAGUCACAACUUCUGCCUUGAGUUGUGCAACUUCCUUGCGAUCCCCUUGGUUUGGGGUUUCUGUCACUGGCAAGGGAGCAACUUCUGCCUUGAGUCAUUCUCUUGCCAGUGACAUAAUGUUAGUGACAUUCAAGUAAGUCAAGUCAAGUUGUUGGCACAACUAACUUCUGGAUCCCUGGAACAGGACUAAAUUGGAAGAGGAACCAUGUAUGGACACUGUGGAAAGACAUUGCUUGCAGCAGUCUCAUACUAAACUUCUGCUUAGUGUCAAGGCUUGUAGAUAUUUUAGAGCUCACUGAUAAAAGAGUGGAGUAUGUUUACCCAGUAUAUGGAUUAUCUGCAACUUUCAAAUAGCAGGCACAGGUUCUUGUUAGAGCUGGGCUGUGGACCACUGCAUCCAGAGACCCCAUUCCUCUUCCAUGGUCUCUCUACAGUUCCACAUUUGGAACUACACCUUUGCAGAGUCGGCUGUGGCACAUUUUAAGAGUUUUACCUUGGGAGCUGGCACACACCUCUCCCUCUCCAGAAUGGAGACCCCAUAUAUAUGCACAAGUCCAUAGAGACAGGGUUGGCCUUGUUUCUCCACCAGGAUCUUCACCUCCAGUUUCAAUUUUUCCUCUUUUUGUUGCAUCCCUUGCUUUCAUGUUCUUUAGAAAAUUCCCAACACAUUGGAACUGAACAUACUAUAGGAUUAAGUCCCUUUUGGGGUUGGUUUUUUUUUUUUAGGAACUCCAUUUCUAGCAUUGCUGAAAUCCAAGCACAGCAUCUGCUGACAAUGGGACCUGCUUGCAUAUGAGACCAAGAAUCACAGGCAUGCCCGGGAUGCCAGUGGUAAAAGACUCAGCAUUCCACCUUGGGGAGCUCCCUGAGUCAUAGAUGCCUGUAAAGCUUUGGGUGUCCAGCUGGGUUCAGAACUAAUGUGAAGGCCUAGUUUGUUUAGGGGAACCUUGGUUUCAUGUUAUGUCUGGACCCACGCCUGCCCACAAACAUGGUUUCUUUGAGGCCAUCAGGAUCUGAAACCAUGGUCUGAAUCUGGUUUAUAACCACAAUAUGUGCUAGCUGUGGCUUCCUGCAGUGACAAUGAUGUUGGUGGUAGCCCAUGUUGAAACUUUUGGGUGGCCAUCAUGGCAGCCCCCGCUUACCUGUCUCUCCCAUCUGUAGCCUCUCUCCACUACUCACCUGCUGCCUCUGGGGUGGCCCUAAGCUGUUGCCAGCUGCAGUGUGGAAUGAUGCAUUAUGGCCCAGUGUAAACUGGGCCAAUUGGGGACUGUGGCGGUAUAAUGGCAUCAUGGCCUGGUGUUGGGCCAUCGCAUUUCAGCCGGCAACAGCUUAGCAAGUCAAUCUUCUUGUGGGGACUGUGGACUUCAUGGGGCCACAUGGAGGCAGCAGAUGAGUGGGGAAAAACAGGCGAAGGGCCCUCAGCGACCCCCCCCUUGUGUUCUUAGGUCUGCCUAAUUAUAAUUAUCUCUUGCUGUGUUGGCUGAAUUCGCAGACCAUUGGCAAGCCACAGUGAGGGCGACGUCUUUGCCCCAGGAAACUGUUGCACAUGGAGUCAGGAGUGAAUUUAGGAAGCUGAAUUCUGAGCAGGCGGGGAAAUGAAAGCUGACAAUCGGCCCUAAACCAUAGCAUGUCUGGCAGCACAACCUAUAAUGUGGGUUCUUAACUAAGGGUCGCACAAACCAUGGUUUCCUGUUAUGUCUUAACCCGGCAUCAUCUUCUAGCAUCUUGGAUGCCCCUGUUUCCACGAGCACCUUGCACACCCAGGAAGUUCCACAGCCUCCUUUGAGUGGGUAAAUAGCAAAACAAGGGUUUAUUUUUAUAACAUGUGAUUAAAAUUCUGACCAGCCAUUUCUAUUUAAGCUAUAACUUUUUGUGUGUAUAUUGUCCCUGUUGACAUAAUUUUAUUGCUGUAUCAUUACACUGUUGUAUAUAGGUAUAUAUAUAUUUUAGUGCUACUAAACAGCAUUUAUGAAGAGAUCUCCUUUAUUCUGACUUUCGUUGAAAGCACUUUAUUUCAAAAUGUGUGUGUUUGUGACCAACAUGCAAUUGUACACUGCUGCGUGGUUUAGUUUGAUUUGAAAGGGACGACACCAUGUUCAUGCUGCGCAUUUUAGGGAUCACUCAUGAGCCUGGUCAAUAAGGACCUGGCGAGUUUUGCCAUCUUCUCUGUGUUUGUGUUUUGAUGGGUGCAACUCAGAGCAAAGCGGCAUCCAGAUGUUUCCUUGCAGUUACAAACUUCCGGAGAGGGAACUCUCAGAAGCCUCUUGGUUCUAGCUUGGCUGGAAAUUAAGCCUAUCCUAUGGUGUUUUGACAUUCCUGUUCCCAUCUGAGGAAAAACAAAAGAAUGAAAAGGGCCUUUUGAGAACUCUUGCACACCUUUUUGUUGCUUUCCAAAGAGGAGCGAAUGUUUUUGAUGUGGUUCUGUGGGGCGAAGGAUUGGGGCCAGGUUCCUCUCCAUAGCUGGUUCGCCCAUCCCAAGCGUCCCACUGUUUUGGUCUUUUCCUUGUACAGUAUUUAUUGCUUGAUGAUUAUGAUAGCUUAAGGAAUGGAGAUGCUAGUGUUGGUGAAUGAGGCCUCACUCUUGGGAGGGGGAUGUGUGUGUGUGUGUGUGUGUGUGUGUGUGUGUGUGUGUGUGUGAAGUGCCAAAAGGGAAGCAAGAAUACAGAUGUCUCUUAUGAAUAAACGAUUGUUAACCCACCACAA